Messenger RNA from Amblyraja radiata (thorny skate), 665 nucleotides. RefSeq names its product tetraspanin-3. Gene Ontology annotation, cellular component: plasma membrane. The transcript has 5 exons. The coding region runs from base 56 to 643 and encodes 195 amino acids. The record is from RefSeq and is a predicted model, not a curated record. Lineage: Eukaryota; Metazoa; Chordata; Chondrichthyes; Rajiformes; Rajidae.
UUUUUUUGUUUCCCCACACAGGCGGCUGCAGGGAUCCUUUGUUACGUUGGUGCCUAUGUCUUCAUUACGUACGAUGAUUACGACCACUUUCUUUGAAGAUGUAUACACGCUUAUUCCUGCUGUUGUCAUCAUGGGGGUCGGGGCGCUCCUGUUCAUUAUUGGUUUAAUUGGCUGCUGUGCCACCAUCCGUGAAAGCCACUGUGGCCUGGCAAUUUUUGUGCUGAUUCUACUGAUAGUUUUCAUCACGGAAGGAGUUGUCGUGGUACUCGGCUAUAUCUACAGAGCAAAGGUGGAGGAUGAGGUUGAUAACAGUAUUCAGAAAGUGUAUAGUGAAUACAAUGGAACUUACCCAGAUGCUGCCAGCCGAGCAAUUGAUUAUGUACAGAGGCAGUUGCGCUGUUGUGGCAUCCACAAUUACUCUGACUGGGAAGAUACACAGUGGUUCAAACAAACCAAGAAUAAUAGCGUGCCAAUCAGCUGCUGCAAAUCGAGCAUCACCAACUGCACAGGCAGCAUGAACCGUCCUUCAGACCUGUAUGCUGAGGGAUGCAAAGUUCUGGUGGUGAAGAAGCUACAGGAAAUUAUGAUGUACGUUAUUACAGCUGCUCUAGGAUUCGCCGCGAUUCAGGUAAGGAUAGAAUAACUUGAUAAAGAAACUAAUGGCA